Messenger RNA from Hyalella azteca, 3371 nucleotides. RefSeq lists its product as uncharacterized. Bases 1189 to 2052 code for a protein of 287 amino acids. The record is from RefSeq and is a predicted model, not a curated record. The transcript is spliced from 5 exons. Lineage: Eukaryota; Metazoa; Arthropoda; Malacostraca; Amphipoda; Hyalellidae.
UUACCAUUUAUCCUCGAUAAGCGUAUCGUUUUAAUCACGUCGUAGGGGUCGGGUUGAGCAUUUAUUUAAAAGAUUCGGAUAUAGCCGACGCGUUUCAAAUAGGGUACAUAUUAUAAAAUAGUUUUAGGUAAGAAUUUGAACCUCGUUAGGAACAUACCGGUACGUGCAGACCGGAGAUCAUUCUGGUAUUGGAUAGGAGAGAAGACAGAACCUACGAGUGGCACGCUGAACUAUUUUGAUGCUUGUUGACCCAAGAUUAAGUUUUGCGUUCUCAAUAUACAUUGACUGGCAAGUUGGCAACUCAUGUUCAUCGGUUUUUCGUGGCGUUGACUAUUAACACGUUGAGUGCAUUACGAACCGCCGGUAGGUUGCCGGAUCUUUUUUUCGGACAAAUUCCGGCAAAAUUUUAUGACGGCGGUACUUACUUAUUAAACUUUAAAAAGUACGAAAAGAAGGAAAAUAGAAUUUUUGCAUGAGAACCAACAAAUUUAAUCGUAAAUAUUGAAUUAUAGGCCUUUUUAGGCCGUUUGGCAACCCUGGCUUGUGAAUCGUAUUGCACUCACAUGUAAAUUGUGUUUUGACCGUAGAAGGCUGACAUACCCAUAAGCGGUUCAUGCGAACCUGCGAAGUGGACGUCUAACAAAACAGAGAAAUGCAAGAAAGAAGUACAUAUGCACUCAAAUUUUGAAUCCUUACUUCCCGUGUUCGAUUCUUACUAACUUGAAUUAGUUGGCUUCCAUAUCUAUCUACGCACAUACCUAUAUUUUUCGAAAUAUUUGUCGUUGAUUAUUUUGUUCCUCGAUAUCUAUGAGAAGUCUUCGUUGAUGGAGGUCUUAUCGAUCCUUUUAUUGUGCUAAAAAUUUAGAGUCGGGUGGUAAUUUAGGAUAAUUAUAGUCCGUCAUCACUGCAUUGAAAAAAAUCUUCUGCGAAAUCUGACUCCUGUUCUACACGUUUUUAUAAGUGUUUUAAAUAGGAUACGAACAAACCUCUAGUUCCAUCUUCUAAAUAAUUAAACUUGCCAUAGGUCGAACACUGAAGAUUCUGUGUAAUCCAUAAAAAGCCGAGGCCAACCUCAUUUAUUCCCUGUAUUCACUCAAAAUAUAGUAUAAAUUGUUCUACCGGGUUUCACCGUCUGUUCACAUUACACGUCACCACCAAGCUUCUCGUACCACCGCGGCCCCACCCGCCAUGCCACCGCAGCGCAUCACGAUGGCCACGUACGGUGGCCCCAGCAUCAGCGUUCGCUACUACGAGGCCCUGAAGCAGCACAUCGAGGCCCAAACGGGCCUCGUCGUCGACCUGCUCUACGACACGGACCGUCUGGGGCCGUCGGUGGAGAGGGGGGAUCAUCAGCACGUCGACGUCGCCUUCACGUCAACGCGGUACGGGCUGGACGUGCAACAGAAGGGUGGCGAGGCCGCGUACGUCGUGCUGCCCGUGGGGCCCGUCACGGCGCACCCCGACGACCCGACCGUCCGCGACGUCGGCUACUACUCAGUCGUAGUCGCCCGUGCCGACCAGACCUAUGGUAGCACCACAGAGUUUCUGGACCUGCGAGGUAGCAAACUGGCUAUCAGCGACGCUCAGUCCUUCAGCUCAGUCACGGCGCUAUUGAACAAGCUGAAGCUGUCGGGCGAGAACGCCGCAUUUUUCCACACCGUGCACAAGCUCGGGAGCCACGAGGCGUGCCUUAAAUCGUUGAUGGAAAUCGCGCUGGAGGUGGCUGUUGUGGACAACCUCGCUCUGCACAACUUCCUCAUCCGCCACCCGCGCGCUGCUGAGAAGCUUAAGCGCCUGCACGUGUUGGGCCCACACCCCCCGCCUCCAGUCUUGGUCAACAAGAGGCUUGAUGAAGGCACGCGAGCACAAAUCUUGAAGGCCCUGAAGAUGCUGCAGCCCCAAACAUCAGACCCCGCUUGCCAGGACGUCCUCGUGAAGCUCGCGCCCUACGGAGUCCUGGGCUUCGGGGCCCCUGAAGCUGAUCUCUUCGACAACGCCCUCGUCAUGCUCGAGAACUGCCAGAAGCUCUCCCUUGACGGGGUCUACUAUUGACCUGAUCAUUCUACCUUUGGGUCCUCUCACUUGUUUUGUUAUGUUACAGUGGCGUUAUUGAUGCCUGGUUUUUAGUGCAAUUGGGGUUUGAUCAUUGAAGUGGGGACAUUGCCGACAUGUGCAGAAUGUUUUAGGGUACUAUUGACCUGAUCAUGCUACCUUUGGAUCCUCACACUUGUUUUGUAAAGUUGAAGUGGCCUUAUUGAUGACCUGUUUUUAGUGCAAUUGGGGUUUGUUCAUUGAAGUGGUAAAAUUACCGACAUGUGCAGAAUAUAUUACGGUACUAUUGACCUGAUCAUGCUACCUUUGGAUCCUCACAUUUGUUUUGUUAAGUUACAGUGGCCUUAUCGAUUCCUUAUUUUUAGUGCUCCAUUUGUGCUUCGUGAUCAUUGAAGUGGGAGUAUUAAAGACCUGUGCAGAAGGUAUUAUGGGUAUUUUUGGGACCAUUUGUGAGGGGUACGGUUCGUUAUUCUUGGAAUUAGAUGCUUUUGAUGGGACACUAAGUUGGGACCAGUUGAAUUAGGGAAACAUAUUUGUUUUCAGGAAUGAAUGUUUGAAUCUGGGCGGUCGACAUUAUUUGAAUGAUUUUAGAUUUGCAAAUCAUUGAUGGGCUACGGGGAGAUUUAUCUUAGGGUUAAUGUAUAUAGAGAAACUGCCUCAGCGAUGAUCAGAAAAAGUUUAAAUGUUUAAUGGAAUUGAAAAUUCGAAUAGCUCUUUACCGCCUAGGUUACGGGCUGUUCUUAAACGUGAGAUGAAUUAUAUAUAUAAGUUCUGAAAGCAGCUGCCGCGUACAGCAAUACCGUGAAUAAUUAUUUGUGAUCAAUUUUACUCAUGAAUCUCUUAAUUUGCUAUGAGCGAGAAACACCGCAGGCUAUUCACCUGAGUGAAGGCGCUUCCGAAUUAAAGCGGUAGCCUUUUAUACUGCACCCUUAAAAGUAAGUCAAUCACAAUGUGCAAUACGUUUCUGGGCUAUGUUCUACCAGACUAAUGAUUAUAAAACGAAUUACAACUAUAAUGAUUCUUAGAAUAAUUCUCAAUUUGCAUUUAUCUGUCACAAAUUUCUAAAAUUAGACAGUUAAAUUUGACUAAGUCUAUUGCCUAGUUUUAACUUUUCUAAAUUAGAAUUCGUGUUUUCUAAGGUGCUGAAAAAUGUUACGUGGAACCAAGGGAAAUAUCUACAUGUUGUUUCUUCUAAUUCUCUUCUACAUUUCGUUAUUUUUGUACAAAUCUCAAUUCUGUGUCUGUGGUGUAGGCAUGUACUUAUCUGUUCAGUAUAUUUUUAUAGAUCACUGAAUUGAUAAAAAUUCUUGAUGAAACUC